Electrophorus electricus (electric eel) is the source of this 3258-nucleotide messenger RNA. RefSeq names its product NLR family member X1 (gene nlrx1). Gene Ontology annotation, molecular function: protein binding. Lineage: Eukaryota; Metazoa; Chordata; Actinopteri; Gymnotiformes; Gymnotidae. The record is from RefSeq and is a predicted model, not a curated record.
UUCAGAUUUUAGAUUUUUCUGAGCACUCGGCUACUGAGGAAUUAUUGCCAUGUCAUGAGAUGUCUGAUCUCCUUGACUUUGCGUUAUAGGGGCAUGAUUUCAGUGAGCAGACAGAUUAUCUGUCCUUCGAAGAACAGGAAGUAAUCAUGUUGUCUAGUAACACUUUAAACUGACAGACGAGGCUACAGACAUUCGUCUGCAACAUUCUGUGGUGUCUGGUUUUAGGAAUAGAUGUAUAACCUGACUAUAAAAAUUGUUCACGAGGGUUCCUGAAGGACAGCAGAAUGUGGCGGCUUGGGAGGACGGCGACACAAACAAAUGUGCCCCAAAAGUUUCACUCAGCAGCUACAGCAAAAACUGACUUCCGUGGUAUGAGAAAGACAAGGACCUCCCUGCUUCUCAGCAGAGGGAUAGGUCCUCAUGGAAGUGUGUGGAAUGAACGGAUACAAUUAAUGAAUUCACCAUCCACUGCUUUCAAUUUGAGGUUAUUUAGUUAUAGCAUAUCUGAUGCAGAUCCUGUAAACAUCCACAAACAGAGGUUACUGUUAUGGUUCAGUCACCUUCCCCGGGAAGAAAAGCAGUUUGGGGGUUACUUUUCUCCUGAGACAAUGCAUGUAGAGCCACUAAUCCUGAAGAGGAACCCAGAGGAUGGAAAAGGCCUUUCAACCAGUCCCUAUAAGGGAAAUGCAUCAGUGAGCCAUGCUCUCACAGUCGAGCAGCUUUUUGACGGAAGUCAAAGUGAUGGCCAGGGACGAGGACCAAAUGUUCUGCUGUAUGGGGCUGUUGGUACUGGGAAGAGCACAGUUGUUCGCAAGCUGGUUUUGGACUGGUGUGCUGGGUCUGUGCUGUCCCAGUUCAAGUUAGUGCUGCCCUUUUCAUGUGAAGACCUCUCUAAUUUGUCCAAAUCCACAUCACUGAGAGACCUUGUGGGUAGAAAGUAUGUGCACCUUCGAAAGACAGCAUUUGUUAAUGGAGAUGGUAAUCAGGCUAGAGAGGUACUCUUUAUUUUCAAUGGCAUGGAGAAGAUGAACUUAGACUUUAGGAUUGGCUCCACCGACCUAUGCAGUGAUCCUAAUGAGGCACUUCCACCAGCAGCCAUUGUGGUUAACCUGCUUAGGAAGUACCUCCUACCUGAGGCCAGCAUUUUGAUUACAACCAGACUGUCUGCUGUAGAUUAUAUCCCCAAAAAGUACGUUAGCCGCUAUGUUCAGAUCUGUGGGUUCAACGAUCCUGAUCGCCAGAGAGCCUACUUCACAAGCAGAUUGUUACUGCAAAGUGGAGAGAAGCCAAACAAGGAGGCAGAAUCUCUGAUCGAGAUGCUCUACCUCAACCUUCAGAAGGAAAGCCAGCUGGCCACAGCCUGCUUCUUACCUUCCUACUGCUGGCUCACCUGUGCCAUUCUACACUUACUGCACUUCACUGAUGUCCAUGCACCCAUUCGCACUCUUACAGGUAUCUACACCAGCUUCCUGGGGCUCAACUUUGAAGGAGAGGUGCUGGCCACGGGAGACGCAUCUUCACAAGAGCCCCAGACGUCAUUGAUGCUUUACGUGGUUCGCACUGUAGGGAAGCUGGCUUUUGAUGGAGUGACUAGUAAGCGCACAUCGUUUUCCAAGAAAGACCUAGAACAGUGGAUAGGUGGACAGACUAAAACUGACGAAGAACUUCAGCAGCUGGCAGUGUUUCGCACAGAUGUGCUGGACUUUUUUCUGGUGCCUUGUGUUGAACGUAAUAAAAAUCUUACUGAGCUGGAUGACAAACGAUAUGUCUUUGCAGUUCCUGCCAUGCAGGACUAUCUGGCUGCACUUUAUGUUGUUCUUGGUGAGAAUAAGAGUGCUAUGGAGAAGGUGACUAAUCAGUUGUCAGUAAUAAUUGGACAAGCUGGCGAGGAUGUCACUGCUUUAUUGAGCAUCCUCUCCAAGUUUCUACCUCUCAGGAUCUUCGCCAUUUUCAACUUGGUGAAAUUGUUCCCAAAACUUUUUGAGCGUGUCAGCAGUCUUAGCAGGGGUCGUAUUGCCAACACCAUGGCUGCAGAAAUGUUUCGUUCAGAAGACAGUUUCAACGAAGAUGUUUUAGAUCAAGUGGAGCAAAGCCUGCUAGGAGUGCAGGGCCCGCAGCUGCAGCAAGAAGACGACACUGGGCCCUUCGAGCUGUACCCUAUUUUUAAGGGAGGACUUCUUCAUUAUGGCAACAGAAGAUUGCUGGAUCAGCUGGGCUGCAGCAUCAAGAGCUCCACGGUGGCGCAGAUCACUCACACGCUUAAGAAGCAGCUGAUCAAGGGGAGCCGCCUGGUUCUGCCUCCUACCGAGUUGAUGGACCUCCUGGUUCUGCUCUACGAGCUCCAGAACCCGCAGCUCAUGGCUGAGGUCCUGCAACCCAUCAAGGCCAUCAAGCUGUCCACCGUGCGGAUGACCCCCCUCAAGUGCUUUGUCUUGAGCUCGGUGCUGGACUGCACACCCUCCACCUUCCUAUUGAACGAGCUCGACCUUUCCUCCUGCCACAUCACCCCAGAACUGCUACCCAUGCUGUGGCCGGCCUUUCAUCACACCCGGAGCCUCAAUCUGCAGUUUAACAGCCUGGGUCCUGAAUCAUGUGCACUGCUGCGAGAUCUGCUACUUGGACCCAGCUGUACAAUUAAAUCACUACAGUUGUGUGAUAACUCCUUGUUGGACAGCGGAGCGAGUCUUCUGCUGGAUGCUCUGCCUGGUAACAAGUCUUUGCAGAAGCUAUCUUUGAUGCAUACUGGCCUGGGAGACUGUACUGCGCUUAAGAUGGCAGAGCGGUUGAGCCAGCAUACUGGCUUACAGGAGCUAAAUGUGGCCUACAACAACAUUGGAGACGAUGCGGCACUGACCCUGGCCGACGCCUGCAGAGAGCAUCCGACUGUCCACACUGUGCACCUGUACCUGAAUCAGUUGACUGACGCUGGCAAACGGUCACUGCACAUUCGCGGUGUCCCGCAGAAGAAAGGGGGCAGGCGUGUGAAAACUCUCGCAUCGGUGACGGAGGGGUCGGACAUCUCGGAGGACUGGCACCCCAUCCUGAACGUGAUAGGGAAGAACUCACUGUUGUGGGAGAGAGAGCGCGUGCGUGAGCAGCUGCGGGUCUUCCUGAAGGACCUGGAGUGGGGACGACAGCAACACCACAGCUUCUGGAAGAAGCUGCACUUCCACAGAGUGGAGAGUGUGGUGAGGAAAACCCUACGAAUGCUGGAGACAAGCAGCACAACAGGCACCACACCUGCUUCAAAAUAAAAGU